AUGGGGCGUGACACCGGAAAAGAUACUUGUAGUCCACCGCCACCACACGGCUCGUUUGUUGCUCGGAGCAAGAUGGCCUCGAGCCGAGGUUACGAUCAAUACUCUCCAACUUCCCAAUUCGAUCCUCGUCAAGGAUUUCCCAAACGAGAGGUUGGAGCUGGCAAAACGGCAGAACGGCAAAGUGGCGCUCCCCAAGGGGCUCGAUUGGCCUCCCAGUACUCCAUUACAUUCCGCAAUAGCCAGAAAGUGGCCGCCCGAGGAAAAAUUUCGUCUUCAUCUCAAACAAUCAAGAAGAUUCGCGUCCAUAGAGAUUCCAACGAGGUCUUCGGUACCGACCAGACAUGGGUUGAAACGCCUCCCGUUUUGUCUUUCAUUGAUGAGACCGCCCAUGUCGAUGCUGAAUAUCGACAUCAACAAUUGCGUAACCGGAGUGAGGCAAGCGACCCUCCAACACCUGAAGACCUUGCCGCUGCACAGCCCGACCGCACCACAGACAGUCCUGCACCCGCAGUGAUCGAAGAAGAAACCGAAGAAUUAGGCCCGCAAGACUUGGAAUGCAACCAGCCGGUCGCAACUCCAACAUAUCUGCCGGAGCUGUCCUUUCUGAUCCCGGCCGGACCGUCUGUAUCGAAAUUGCAUGAAGGAAGCAACCAUCUUGUGCAUGGCGCGGACGACGCCGACUUUGCUGCGCUCGGCCUAGUCACAUCUAAUCCUUCAUAUUCGAUUCCCCUGAUCUCACCCGUCGCUUCACAUUCCAGCCUCGUGGCAGGCACUGUCCGUAAACCAAGCAUUCACAGUCUGUCGCCCGAGCAUCCCAGGCUCCAGCUAUACGGUCCCCGGAUGCGACUGCCAUUCCAAGAUGCCCAAGAAGCGAUGAUAUUUCAGCACUAUAUGGAAUCACUGGCUGGUCAGCUCGACAUCACGGACAUGCAACGCCACUUCGCGGUUGAUGUACCCGAGCGUGCCUUGUUCUGUCCUGUGCUGCUCGAGGCACUGCUGGCCUUUUCCGCACGACACCUCAGCCGGACUUCCAACUUCGAUUCUGCGGUUGCCGAUCACCACCAUCAGGCUUGCGUGCGCCUCAUGAUUCCCAUGCUGGACCAGAAAGAAUUGGUUGCCGACGAGACUCUUUUCGCGGCCACGGUGAUCCUUAGAGCCUUUGAGGAAACUAGCGAGUCUAGAAUGGGCUGUGAACCGGAACGCCAUCUGACGGGGACGUCGGUCUUUGCAAAUGCUCAGCUCGAGUUCCAAACUUGGGGAGGCCUCGGCCACAACGCUUUUUGGAUCUAUCUCAAAGUUGAUCUGGAGGGUUGGGAAGAGCGAUUGAGUUUCGACUUGGGCUUUGACGAGACAAAUGAUUGUACCUGGGCGCAACGUAUGAUAUGGAUCGUGGCGGAAGUUGUCAGCCGGUGUUUUGGCAAUAACGUCGUUGAUUGGGACUAUUUGAAGGCCAAAAUCGACAAGUGGGAUUCGAGACGGCCCAAGAGUUUUGAUCCAAUAUUGUAUCGACCGCGAGACUUUGAAGCUGGGAGGUAUUAUCCUGAAAUACGUCUCGGUCAUCCCUGGCAUGUCACCGGUAUGCAAUACUACUAUAUCGCUCGACUCUUUCUGGCGAUCUAUAAUCCCAACACUCCCAAGGUUGGGUUGGGAUAUCAGCGGCUGCGUCGCAACAUGGAUGAAGAAGUCCUCAAAAAUGCGGAAGCCGUCAUCGGAAUAUCGCUUGCCACUCCGCUGGCUGCAGCCAGAAUUACGGCGUGUACUGCGAUUGUUGCGUGUGGGCCGUGGUUUCAUGAUCGACCCAUCGAGCAACAGGAAUUGCUGUUGCAGCUGCUGAAGAAAGCCGAGCUCGAGAAUGCGCUACCCACGGCGAGUCUUGCCCAAGGCCUCAAGGAUGAGUGGAAUUGGAAGUGA
Molecule: messenger RNA, 1911 nt
Organism: Exophiala xenobiotica
Lineage: Eukaryota; Fungi; Ascomycota; Eurotiomycetes; Chaetothyriales; Herpotrichiellaceae
Exons: 5
Coding region: 1-1911 (636 amino acids)
Biological process (GO): positive regulation of transcription by RNA polymerase II
Cellular component (GO): nucleus
Molecular function (GO): transcription cis-regulatory region binding; DNA-binding transcription factor activity
Source: RefSeq, a predicted model, not a curated record